This is a messenger RNA of Cuscuta campestris, 312 nucleotides long. NCBI's taxonomy places the organism in Eukaryota, Viridiplantae, Streptophyta, Magnoliopsida, Solanales, Convolvulaceae. The record is from the annotation of a GenBank genome assembly.
AAGAGUCUGUAUUUUAUCAACAAUUUCUGUUUCUGAAUAAUGAAGAAGUUAAGGAGCGGAGAUUAUUGGGCGGCGGAGGCGGAGGAGGGUUGCAGGACGCCGAGGCACGACGGGUGUAGGCUCCCGCCGGAGGCGAAGGUGUGUCCGCCGCCGCCGCCGCGGAAGAAGCCGUAUUACGGGAGGAGGAGGGCGGAGAAGAGGAAACCGCCGGCGGGAGGGUACUUUCAGCCGCCGGAUCUCGAGCUCUUCUUCGCCCUGAUUACACCGAGGAGGAAAGCUGCGCUGUUGUAAAAGUAAAUUAAUUACUGUGGU